Messenger RNA from Rotaria socialis, 1313 nucleotides. NCBI's taxonomy places the organism in Eukaryota, Metazoa, Rotifera, Eurotatoria, Philodinida, Philodinidae. The record is from the annotation of a GenBank genome assembly.
AAGGCGAACGUUUACGGUCAUUGAUUACGAUUAACGUAAUACACCGUAAAACGUCGUAUAUGUCUGUCGUAAACGGCCACUGUAAGUAGCUACCGUUUACGAUAUUUCACGACAUUAUCCGAGAAUCGUUCACUUUCUCCGUAUUUUUACGGUAGUCGUAAAAGGCGAAAGUUUACGGUCAGUGUUUACGAUUAACGUAAUACGCCGUAAAACGUCGUAUAUGACUGCCGCAAACGGCCACUGUAAACGAAUGCCGCUUUUCAACGUAAAUGAUUGGUGUACGGCCGUUUACGGCCGGGCAGGAACGACCUGGGUAUCAUUUCGAUACAGCACAAUUUGCUCUACAAUAUUUAUUAAUCAGUUUUAUCCACACAUUUCAUUUCAAAGGCAAUAGUUGUUGAAAACAUCUAUAAAUAAGUGUUAUGAGGCAUAAUUAAUAGAGAUUUUUAAAAGCAAGAAAAAAAUAGGCGAAAAAUAGGGGAAAUUUAAUAUUUCCACCACUUAUUCCAGUUCAAUUGAGUCUAAAUAUCAUUGUAAAUGAAAAAAAACACAUUCUUUAUCAUAUAUUUUAAUAGCUUUUUUUAAAACUUCAGCCAAAUCAUUGUCGUGCAUCGAUUAUAUUUUGAUCGAGUGUUAUUCAAUUUAAAAAAGCACCUAAUCUUAUUCCAUGUUAUCAUGCUUACAUGAAAAUGAUCAAUCAGAAAAAUAUAUUUGUCAAGCAUUUUGGUUAGAAGCAUUAAUUAUGUUUAUUGAAAAACAGAUGGAGAUAAAAUGUGAUAAAUAAUAUGGAGGAAUUUCUCUACGACUCAUCGCACUCGAUUUAGUAAGACGAUUUGUUUCUUCUUUCAAUUGAAAUUUUAAAAAAAACACGAUAGUUUUAGAUUUUUGUGAUAUAUCACCGGAUAAUUUUAUUAUCCCAUUUGAAACAAUUAAAUUGAAAAAACUUCAUUGGACAAGGUAUAUUUGGUACUGUUUUUUGCUGCUGCAUCAUACAAAAUAAAAUUUACAGCGAACUUUUAUUUUUAUAAAAUAUAUUUAUCUAGUCGAAUAUGGAUCUUGCUUGUAAAGCUUUUGUACCAAUUGAUUCUUCGAUUACAAAUGGUCUUAUUGAGCAAGCACAUCGACGAGCUAAAGAUGAAGAAAGUGAAAACAAAAUAUCUUUAUGGGAUAUUGCAAAAGAAUGGAUGUGUAAUCCAAUGCGUGCUGUUGCUAAAGCUUAUAUAAUAUGUCGACAAGAACUUUCAGCUCUUUUAACAAUUGGUUCACAUCCAAAUAUAGUUCCAAUUGUUGACUUAAGUAUAUACGCCCAUUAA